AUGGACAACCCGAAGGAUUCCGAGGAGCCUCAUCUCUCCCACCAAGACUUGAUAGCAGACAUUGAGGAGAUGACAAGCAAGGACCAUGAAUUAACCAUGAUUCAGGCGCUGAAGGUGUACCCCAAAGCCAUUGCCUGGAGUGCAGUCUUGUCAGCAGCCUUAAUUAUGGACGGCUACGACUUCAAGCUCUUCGGACUUCUUCUGGCACAACCUGCCUUCAACAAGAAAUACGGAACCCUUCAGCCAAACGGGACAUAUCAGAUUUCCGCCGCAUGGCAAUCCGGCAUUACGAAUGGGUCGAAUAUUGGACAGAUGGUUGGCCUGUACCUAGCUGGCUACUUGAGCGACAGAUUGGGAUUCCGCAGGAGCAUCAUGAUAACAUUACUCAUGAUACCAUGCAUCAUUUUCAUCGAAUUCUUCGCGCCGAGUCUAGUGGUUCUAGAAAUUGGGCAAAUUCUCUUGGGCGUCCCCUUGGGUAUCAUGGAAACCAUCACUUGCGUCUACGCUGUCGAGGUGGCUCCGACUUGUUUACGACCACUCUUGACUAGCUACGUGAGCCAAAACUGGGUCAUUGGACAGGCCGUAGCUGCGUGCGUUCUCCGGGGUGUUCUCGACGUAGAUGCCCCUUGGUCAUACAGGAUCCCUUUUGCUGUAUAG
Molecule: messenger RNA, 657 nt
Organism: Purpureocillium takamizusanense
Lineage: Eukaryota; Fungi; Ascomycota; Sordariomycetes; Hypocreales; Ophiocordycipitaceae
Exons: 3
Coding region: 1-657 (218 amino acids)
Biological process (GO): carbohydrate transport; transmembrane transport
Cellular component (GO): membrane
Molecular function (GO): carbohydrate:proton symporter activity
Source: RefSeq, a predicted model, not a curated record